GAUUUUUCUAUAAUGGCCGCCUGAGUACGUCUAGUAAAAUAAACAAAAUUGGUGAAAAUUUUCAUUUUUUACAUGAAAACUAUUCAAUGUUAGCAAAAAAGUGUUAAAAUUGAAUAUGUAUUAGUUCGUAAUACCAGCUGAUUGAUUGAAACUCAUUUUUACCAAAAAUAUAUAUGAAAAUGGUGUAAAGUUGCUUGGAGUACUUCGUGAAAAAGUGGUCAAACAAGAAGUUUUGAAUAUAAAAAAACAUGCACUCUUAAAGCCAAUUGUGAAUACACAAGAAACUUAAGAUUGGUCAAUUUAAGGUUCAAUUCCCCAAAUGAUACAAUAUAAAAAUAGUGCUCUUGGCGGCACGACCGUUAAUACUAACGCGAACACUAGCACAGUCCAAGCUGCUGGUACGGCUCCCACACAGACGCUACAACAACCAUCGGCUGCCCCCAACGCACAGGUAAAGGCAACUUUUGUUAAUGCUACACCUUCGGCACAGGGAAUAGCUACGAAUAGCAGCAACAAUGUACCACUGCAACAAAUCAUCAACUUGCAGCACCUGCCUCAGCAAUUUGUGCAGGCCUCAGCUCCGACGCCUCAGCAUACUCAAGCUAUACCAACUCAAAAUAUGUUUCAAAUUGUCCAGCCAAUGCAAACGGUAACCAUUGACGGACAGGAAGCUAUCUUUAUACCAAACUUGAAUGCUGCUCAAUUGGCAUCAUCCGCGCAACCCAUAAAUUUUAAUGGGCAACAAGCAUUUAUAACACCCAAUGGGCAGAUAGUACGUGCACCGACUGCCGGCCCCGCGCCUACUGCAAUGCAGUUGCAGCCUGCAACACAAUUCAUACAUGGUCUAGGACAAGCAAUGCAAUUGCCGCCAGGUGUUGGUGCAGCAGAGCAAGCGUUGUUUACUAUUCCUGGAACUAACAUACAGGUACCUGUUGUAAAUGCUACUGUUCAGCAACAGCAGCAACACCAAAUAUUGCAACAACAGCAGGGCCAGACCCAAUCUACGAAUAAUUCUGGAAAUGCAAGUGGUUCUAGCAGUAGCAGCUCAUGCUCUUCUUCACAGCCAACGACUAGUUCAACACAGGUACCGCCAAAUUCUCAAACUACAACGUUGCCAAGUACCGUCACAAUACCAGGAACUAACAUUCAGAUACCAACAUCGGUGGCAGCAUCAAAUGGUUUGCUUGGAAAUUUGAAUAAUCUUUUGGGGAAUGGCUCAAUUAAGCUAGAAAACGGCCAGACUUUGCAAAACGUUCAAAUAAGACCGGCGGGAACGGCAACUAACGCGAACCCAGCGACAAACACAUUGCCGCAAUUUAUACAGUUUCCGCAUGCACUGCAACAACAAGCUGCUCCAGCUUUGCAACAAACCGUUGCCGUGCAAAUUCCAAUUCAGACUGGUGGGGGCCAAACUAUAUACCAAACAGUGCACGUGCCCGUGCAUCAACUAAAUGCAGCCGGUCUGCCUAAUUUAUUGCCCGCUCAAUCACUGCCAAUGUCGGCUGCACUGCCUCCCACCCAAAUGCAAAUAAUACCACAAUUCGCACAAAUUGCGCAAAUUGUUACACCCAGUGGACAAAUACAGCAGGUGCAGCUGGCACCAUUGAAUGCGAUGCCAUAUCCGCAGCUACCCCCGAAUGCAAAUAUUAUUCACAUUCAACAUCCUCAACAGCAGCCCACGUCAAAUAAUCAACAACAGCAGCAAGCAGCUGCUGCUGCAGCAGCUGCUCAAGCUGCUGUCACUGUUCAGCAACACCAGCAACAGCAACAGGCCGCCCAGCAACAACAGCAACAACAACAGCAGCAACAACAGCAACAAAUAUUGAACGCACUGAAUGCAGCAUCAGAAUCUGGUAUCCAAUUGCCAACGAAUCAGUCAAUCACAAUAACCAAUGCACAGGGCCAGCAGCUAACCGUUAUACCCGCACAGCAACUACAGCAACUUCGAACUACAUCGGCGUCGUCUGCUCCAGGCAACACUUCUAAUCUUAUACAACUUCAACAAUUACCUGGCCUACAAGCGUUACCCAUCCAAAAUAUCCCAGGAAUAGGACAAGUUCAAAUAAUUCAAGCGAACCAUCUGCCACCUCAACUGCAAGGGAGCUUCCAACAUGUAAUUUUGCCGCAGCAACUCCAACAACAGCAUCAACUUCAGCAGCAACAACAGGUUCAAAUGCAUUCUAAUCCAGGCGCGGUGCUUAAUCCAGCACAAACAUCUCUUCCUCAAACAGGCACAACUACGUCAACGACAAGUGCAAACUUGGUGCAUCCGAAGCAAGAACCCCAAAGCCCUUCCCAAGCCCAACACACGCUUAUAACGAACAUAAAGCAAGAGCCCCCAGAUCCCAGCCAAACUCCUCAACAAAUUAAAUGGGUAGUGCCACAGAACAUGACCGUAAAUCUACAGCAACUGCAAUCUCAGCAACAGCAGCAAGCCGAUCAGUCACAUCAAUCAUCCAACGAGAAUGCAACAAUACCUUCGUCAUUGCCCACAUCUAUACAAAUUACAGCCGUCCCGCAAGCACACAGUUUUACCAUCACACCUGCCAAUCAAGCGCGCGCCACCCUGCUAAAGACGCAGCCAACAACUAUGACAACGGUAAGUGGUUUGACAUCGCAAACUAACCCAGUUAUGUCGCCCAACACAACCGUAACCUCUAGCGGCGGUGGAACCCAAAUCACAAUAGCAACCGCGCCGGCAACACUAACUCAACAGAUGCAACAGCAGCAGCAACAGUUACAACUUCAGGCAAUACAAACACAAAUAAAUUCCGCAAAUAAUCCAGGAACAACAGCGCCAGCAGCAGCAACAACAUCUGUUAAUGUGAACAUCAACGUCAACGAAGUUAGUACCGGUGGUGGCACUAGCACCGGCAUGGGUAACGUGGGUACUAUUAACUCCAAUACCGGUGCUAAUAAUGUAGGCGGUAUUGAAAUAAAGCCACGCCUUAAGCGUGUUGCUUGCACCUGCCCAAACUGCACGGAAGGUGAAAAGCAUGCUGAUCGCAAACGCCAACAUAUCUGUCACAUACCGGGCUGCAAUAAAGUUUACGGCAAGACGUCACAUUUGCGUGCCCAUUUACGUUGGCAUACCGGCGAGCGGCCUUUUGUCUGUUCCUGGUUAUUCUGCGGAAAGCGCUUUACACGUUCCGACGAAUUGCAGCGUCAUAGACGUACCCAUACUGGGGAAAAGCGUUUUCAGUGCCGAGAAUGCAAUAAAAAAUUCAUGCGCAGCGAUCAUCUAUCCAAACAUAUAAAGACGCAUUUCAAAGCGCGUUCACCACAUGAUAUAAUUGAACUUAAUAUGAAACCGGAGGAUAAAAUGGCUACACAACGAAUUGGAGAUAAUGGUAAUAGCAUUCAGGAUGGCAGCGAAGCGUCAAAUUUACCGAAAAGUAUUAGAACAGCCAAUGGAAUUUUAACGAUUGAGCUACCAAACUCUGCGGUGUCUAGUGCAGCUACCACGCUCGCUGGCUCGAGUGUUACCAAUAAUGCUGGGGUAAAUGGAUCAGGCGAUAUAACACAAUUGACGGCAGGAAACAAUUUGAUGGUGCAAUCGGGAGACGAUGACGAUGAAGAUGGUACCAGCGAUAGCUACGGUGAUGAAGAGCUUGAUGAUGAUGACGAGAUGGAUGAAGACAAUGACAGUACUGGCGAUGAAGAGAAGAUGACAAUUACCGUUAGUGAAAUUGGUGAAAAUUCUAAUUAACAUACGGAGGUACUGUUCAUGGAACAGUUCGGAUUUAAUCAAUUCUAAUUGCGGUUUCGUAUUUAAUGUAAAUAUGGUAUAAAAAUGUUAGUUUUAUGUAUUAGUGUAGUGUUUUUAAUUAUCAUAUAAUAUGUAAUGUAAGUACAUUUAAUACAUAAUUUGAUAAAUAAUAAAUAAUUUGAUUUAGGUGUAAAUAUUUACUUAAAAUAGGUACAAUUUUAUAUAUUUGUGUUAUAUUUACU
Molecule: messenger RNA, 3951 nt
Organism: Anastrepha obliqua
Lineage: Eukaryota; Metazoa; Arthropoda; Insecta; Diptera; Tephritidae
Gene: Spps
Product: transcription factor Sp1
Exons: 2
Coding region: 320-3709 (1129 amino acids)
Biological process (GO): regulation of transcription by RNA polymerase II
Molecular function (GO): RNA polymerase II cis-regulatory region sequence-specific DNA binding; DNA-binding transcription factor activity, RNA polymerase II-specific
Source: RefSeq, a predicted model, not a curated record